Molecule: messenger RNA, 1017 nt
Organism: Sipha flava (yellow sugarcane aphid)
Lineage: Eukaryota; Metazoa; Arthropoda; Insecta; Hemiptera; Aphididae
Exons: 4
Coding region: 322-813 (163 amino acids)
Source: RefSeq, a predicted model, not a curated record
UAUUACGUACAACAUUAUUAUAAUAAUAUCGCGCACGUGUCGUCGCGUGCGACCGUAUUAUUAAUCGGUUUUCGUAACAGAUUUCCUCGUCGUGCACUACCAACCGAACGCGGUGCAACUGUUGCGUUCAUUUAUUUCACCGAAUUUACCGAUGAAUAGGGGUACACCCCGCACGACAGCGAUAACUCACGGUUCAAAUCCUCGCACGUCCCAGCCGUGUGAAAUAUGGAAUUCAAUCGAAUUAUAGAACGAUGUUCGUGUUGUGCGACGGGGUUUGAUCGUUUUGUAGGUUUCGUAGGUCUAUGGUGAAGCACGUUUAAAAUGAAAAAGGAGAAGAAAAAGCACAAAGACAAGAGCAAGAAACAAUCUUCGGAAUGCUCGCCAGGUUGUAGCAGCAUGGACUGUAUGGGUCUACAACAAAUCCCAUCAUCGCCGCCGCCGAGUUACGAGCACAGUUUACAAGAGCCAGGACAAUCUUCAGACCACGGUCAAAUGGUCGCAGACGACGAGAACUGCGCCGGAGGAAGUAGUCAAAUGUGUGGCUCCGAGAUUGAGUGCCAAAGCAACGGUUCGCCCGUCAGACAAGAAAUAUUCCACAAAAGCAGCAAAGAGUUUUACAAAGCGGUUGCUGCUCAGUGGGGUAUAACGUGUAAGAUGAGCGACCACUGCAGAUGUCUCGAAUGUCAGAGUCGGUACUUUGAUUGUGAAUAUGACCAAGAGAACGAACAGGAGAAGACGGACGGCGGUCUGGGAGCAGGCACACCGAUGUUCUUGUCCGAAGUCAUGCACGGGUCCACUUGCACAUUAAUUUAAUUAAUGCAUAUUUUUCACACAAUAGAUUUGUUAUUUUUUUAUGAAAUAUCAAAUUGUUAUGGCAGAAUUGUCAAGUUUACUGACCAAUGACCAGCCAAACGAUAACCAUACAUAUAUAUUUAUAUUGUUUUGCGUAACGACAUGUUUGAUAACAUUGCCCAGUGCCUACUUAUUAUAUUAAUAAACAUUUUUAAUCAGGCUAUA